AUGGAGGCACACAAGAGCUCGGUGGGGGUGUUGGUCGGAAGAGGCGGGCUGCCCAAUACAAUUAUCAUGGAAGAGGCACAGCGUCCUUCUGCAGCACAUGUAACCAGCAGCGGAGAAGAGGCCCUAAAGGACAUUCUGUGCGGAUCAACGGCUGGAAUCGUUGGCAAGUACAUCGAGUACCCCUUCGACACGGUCAAGGUUCGUCUGCAGUCACAGCCAGACACGAUACCGCUCCGGUACACUGGGCCGCUGGACUGCUUCAAGAAGUCAUUGCAGCACGAUGGGUUUCUGGGAAUAUAUAGAGGUAUUAGUGCGCCUCUGGUUGGGGCUGCGGUGGAAAGCAGCACCCUAUUCUUCAGCUAUCGUAUAGCGGGAGAUGCUCUGAAAGCCUCAGGUGUAUAUCCAGAGCUGAAGAGGCACCCUGAACGAGACCUGCCCUACUCAGGUAUGCUCUGGUGUGGCAUGGUCGCUGGAGCAAUCACGUCGUUGUUUCUUACUCCCAUUGAACUUGUCAAGUGCAAGAUGCAAGUUCCUGUAGAAAGCCCUGGCACUGUGGUUGCUACUCCAACAAUUCGAGGAGUCAUUGCCUCGAUCUAUCGCCACCAAGGCUUUUCCGGCUACUGGCACGGUCAGCUGGGAACCUUGAUCCGGGAAACAGGAGGCGGCGCGGCAUGGUUUGGUGGCUACGAGGGCAUGAAGAUUAUCUUCAAGGGGAUCAACGGAUCGACCAAAGACGAGGAUCUUCGUGUGUGGCAGCGCAUGGCUUCUGGCUCUGUUGCUGGUGGCGCAUACAACUUUAUGUUCUAUCCCGCCGACACGAUCAAGUCGCGAAUGCAGACAGAAGACGUCAAGCAUCUGACGGGCGGAAAGUCGAGUUUCACCGCAGUAGGUAAGGCGCUGUGGAAACAGCACGGCAUCAAGGGUAUGUAUCGUGGAUGCGGUAUCACAGUCGCAAGAUCGAUCCCCAGUUCUGCGUUCAUCUUCACUGUGUACGAGGAAUUGAAAAAGCGAUGGCCCAGCCGCGGGCUCGCUCGCAUCGUCAGCUGGCGAUCUCUCGCUGGCGUUUUGUCGCAAUCGCAGACGAACGUACAACGCUCUUUGAUACCCCUACUGUCUACACGUGCAGUCCAAGACAGCAUAUACUCACAUUACCGCCGACAUGGACCAACUACACGCUCUCCACACCCAAAAUACCACGAUGUUCUUACACUGGUGAAGGGUGUGAGGAACGGUAUCGUGUACGGGAGUAAAGUGCGGUUUCCACACGCACUCGUAAUGAUCUUCCUCUUCCGAUCAGGAAGCUUCCGCUCAAAAUGCCUCCUCGUCUACAAAGCAACCCGCCAACACGCCCGCAACCUCGGCCUCUUCGCCCUCGUCUACAAAGCCACCAUGCUCCUCCUCCGGCACACGUCGCCCAACGGCAAAGAGCGCCAAUACGACUCGUUCCUCGCGGGCCUCCUCGGCGGCUACACCGUCUUCGGCCGCACAAUCCACAAUUCCGUCUCGCAGCAAAUCGUCAUCUACGUCGCUGCACGUGUGUGUCUUGCUUUGGCGAAGCUGGCCGUGCAGCCGCGAGAGCUUGGUACCGGUGCUGGGGGCAAACAUGGCGGGGUCAAAGGGUGGGAGUUGUUUGGGAAUGGAGAGAUGAGGCGCGCGCUGGUGAGGAAUGGGUGGCCGGCUUUUGCGAGUUUGAGUUGGGCCAUGGUUAUGUAUAUUUUCAGGUGGCAUCCGGAGAGUGUGCAGAGUAGUCUGCGGAGUAGUAUGAGUUAUAUUUAUGUGCAGUCGGAUGAGUGGGAUUCGCUACGGACGUUAUUGUGGCAUAAUAAAUAG
Molecule: messenger RNA, 1830 nt
Organism: Bipolaris oryzae ATCC 44560
Lineage: Eukaryota; Fungi; Ascomycota; Dothideomycetes; Pleosporales; Pleosporaceae
Exons: 7
Coding region: 1-1830 (609 amino acids)
Biological process (GO): mitochondrial L-ornithine transmembrane transport
Molecular function (GO): L-ornithine transmembrane transporter activity
Source: RefSeq, a predicted model, not a curated record